Molecule: messenger RNA, 3558 nt
Organism: Nicotiana attenuata
Lineage: Eukaryota; Viridiplantae; Streptophyta; Magnoliopsida; Solanales; Solanaceae
Product: receptor-like protein kinase THESEUS 1
Exons: 1
Coding region: 709-3219 (836 amino acids)
Biological process (GO): protein autophosphorylation
Cellular component (GO): plasma membrane; plasmodesma
Molecular function (GO): ATP binding; transmembrane receptor protein tyrosine kinase activity
Source: RefSeq, a predicted model, not a curated record
AGCCUAAUCCACAUCUUGUUAAGAGCUAGCUGUGGAGUUGAGUUGCCACUAAAAAACUCUUUUUUCUUAUGUUUUCAUUGUAACAAAUUCAAGAAAUGCAAAUGUUUUCAUGCCAGAGUUACACUAAAUAACAAGUUCUGUUGCUUUCUUUCUACUGGUUCAUACACACAUUUCCAAUCUGCAGUCUUCUUUUUUCUUUAAUAUAUAAUCAAGAAAUCGCCAAGUAGUAGUGUACAGUUCGAAAAUCCGUGGAUAAUAGACACGUCCCUCUACCCUUCUCUACAUAAAUACCUCCGUUUGCCGCAGGGUUUGAACCUGUGACAUUCACCUAACCCACACGUCACGUUUUCUUACCACUAGACCAAAGCCAAAGCCAAAGCCAAAGCCGGAAUUUCAAUUUGCAGUUUGAGGAAAGUUGUUAGCUUUAGGGAAAAAAGCUACAGGUAGUGGAAAAGCUCAGUUCUGUCUUGACACUAUUUUUUCUGAAUUUGGUGGUAACCAUAGUUUAUUGGUAGUUUCUUGUGUUUUGUCAGUCAAGAAAGCUUUUUUCUAUUUCAAGAUUUUUUUUCUUGUGUUUUCUCUAGAUAGAUAAGUAAGAUCUACAAUGCUAGAAUUGUUGAUUCUCAAUAGUACUUAGGUGGCCUUUAUAGUGCAAAUUUUCUAGGAGAAUUGGAGUUUAUUGUGUAUAAUAAUUGGCUCUUUAGGAUAAUGAAUUUGAGAAUGGUGCAUUUGAUUCCUUUGGUCCUAGUAUUAGUAGUGUCAAGUUUUUUGACUCAGGAUUCUAGUGCUGCUUUUACUCCUACUGAUAACUACUUGCUUGCUUGUGGAUCUACACAAAAUGUGACUUAUAUUGGCCAAACAUAUGUUCCUGAUUCACUCCAUCCUUCAGUUUCUUUAGAAAGUAAGGAAAAUUCUGUUUCUGCCACGUCGAAUACUAGUGCUCCAUCUUCAAUCUAUCAGUCCGCGAGAAUUUUCCAUAGUACGACAGUUUAUAAGUUUGAUAUAAAGCAAGAAGGGCGACAUUGGGUCCGUCUCUACUUCUAUCCUCUUCCGGGGCACAACUUAAAGUCUGCCUCAAUGACGGUUGUCACAGAAAAUUUUGUUCUGUUGAACAAUUUCAGUUUCAAGAGUUAUAAUGGUUCGUACCUUUUUAAGGAAUAUGCCAUCAACGUCGAUUCAGAUAGCUUGACUCUUGCUUUAAUCCCUUCAAACAACUCCAUUGCAUUUAUAAACGCCAUUGAAGUUGUAUCCGUCCCUGAUGAGUUGAUUCCAGAUCAAGCAGUCGCUUUAUCUCCCUUAGCGCCUUUUAAUGGUCUUUCAGGACUAGCCCUUGAAACUGUUUAUCGUCUAAACAUGGGAGGUCCUCAUCUUACUGCUCAAAAUGACACGUUGGGAAGAACGUGGGAGAAUGACGCGAAGUACCUGCACAUUAACAGCUCUGCAGUAGAUGCUUCAGUUAGUCCGUCAAGUAUAAAAUAUACAGCUACUAUGACUCCUGAAAUAGCACCAAAUUGGGUUUACGCUACUGCUGAAACAAUGGGAGAUGCAAAUGUACCUAAUGUGAAUUUUAAUAUCACUUGGAUCUUUACCGUUGAUCCAAACUUCAUGUACUUCAUCCGCGUACAUUUUUGUGAUAUUGUCAGCGAAUCUUUGAACGCUCUUCUGUUCAACUUAUAUGUUAAUGAUGAUAUUGCUCUAUUGGACAUAGACUUGUCAAACUUAGCUGGUAAUUUGGACGUACCUUUAUACAAAGAUUUCGUCUCUAAUUCUUCAGUGAAUUCAAGUAUGCUGAAAGUUAGUGUUGGUCCAGACACGAGUGCUGAUUAUAUAAAUGCAAUUAUGAACGGACUUGAAAUCAUGAAGAUUAGCAACGAAGCCAGAAGCUUUAAUGGGGUUCAAUCUGUUGAGACUUUUCUUGUGUUGCCUCACAAAAAGAGCAAGAUAGGUAUCAUUCUUGGUUUUGCCUUAGGAGCAUCAGCUGCAUUGGCGUUUAUCGGGUUGUGUUGUUGCUUCUUUAUAGCCCGCAGAUCAAAGACUUCCAACCAAAGGCACCCGUGGCUUCCUCCGUUGUAUGGAAACUCUUUAAGUUUGACAAAAAUGUCUACAAUAUCUCGAGCAAGCUACAUCUCCUUGGCUUCACCGAAUGUUGGACGAUUCUUUAGUUUCCAAGAAAUACUGGAUUCAACUAACAAAUUUGAUGAAAGUUUGCUUCUUGGUGUUGGUGGUUUUGGUAGGGUUUAUAAAGGAACACUAGAAGAUGGGACUAGACUUGCUAUUAAAAGAGGAAACCAAGGAUCUGAACAAGGUUUAGCUGAAUUUCAAACUGAGAUUGAAAUGUUAUCCAAACUUCGCCAUCGUCACCUUGUGUCUUUGAUUGGUUACUGUGAUGAAAUGUCAGAAAUGAUUCUGGUUUAUGAAUAUAUGGCAAAUGGUCCUCUCCGAAGUCAUCUUUAUGGAACGGAUCUCCCACCUCUCUCGUGGAAGCAACGUCUUGAGAUUUGUAUCGGUGCUGCCAAGGGGCUGCAUUAUCUCCACACAGGUGCAGCUCAGAGCAUCAUUCACCGCGAUGUCAAAACUACCAACAUACUCUUGGAUGAGAACUUUGUAGCUAAAGUUGCUGAUUUUGGUCUUUCUAAAGCUGGACCGUCAGAUCAGACACACGUCAGCACUGCCGUUAAGGGUAGUUUUGGAUACCUUGAUCCUGAAUACUUCAGGAGGCAGCAGCUUACAGAGAAAUCAGAUGUUUAUUCAUUUGGUGUUGUCCUAAUGGAAGUACUCUGCACUAGACCUGCAUUAAAUCCAGUGCUCCCACGCGAGCAAGUUAAUAUAGCCGAGUGGACUAUGAUUUGGCAAAAGAAAGGCAUGUUGGAUCGGAUAAUGGACACAAACCUCGAGGGGAAGGUGAAUCCAGCUGCCCUGAAAAAGUUCGGGGAAACAGCUGAAAAGUGUUUGGCUGAACACGGAGUUGAUAGACCUUCAAUGGGGGAUGUGCUGUGGAAUUUAGAAUAUGCACUUCAACUUGAAGAAGCCUCCUCAGCGCUAGCAGAGCCCGAUGAUAACAGUACAAACCAUAUACCUGGUAUACCAUUAACACCAGUCGAGCCAUUCGACAAGAGUGUUAGCAAGAUUGAAGGGAUUAACUCAAAAACAGAUGAUGAUGCAGGGGAUACUGCUAAUAAUGCUGUUUUUUCUCAGCUGGUAAAUCCACGGGGAAGAUGAGAAUAAAUACUCCCUCGUAUACGUGCUCUAAGGUCUCGGCAACUUGACAUCACAAAAUGUUUUAUUUCAUGGAUUCAAGGGAAAGUGGAUAUCAUUUCAAAAUCUUUAUAUUAAUAGUACUGAAUGAUUGAGUAUGUAAUAUAAAUGUUUAGUCAACCUAUUGUAUUCGUUGAAAUUUGUCGUUCAAAUACAACAAGUUGUAGCAUUGUUUCAUUGUUACAUAGGUGAUACAGUUGCCCUCUUUAUUCAUAGUUAUACUCAUGAAUAUGUAUUUGUAAAAGCAUUAUAGUUAUAUACAUUCAUAAAUAACAAUAUCAAGCAUAUGCUGCCUUCUCUCCA